AUAGAAAGCGCAUCCCUGCAGGAUGUUUUGUGCGACGGGGUAGCAAGUUAGCUGCGUGUGCUAGGAUGCUCCUAACAUACGUUAUGAUUGGCAGAUUAACAAUGACAUUAACAUUUUAUAAGAAUUGACAUGCUGUCAAUAUGUGACGUUGGACUGGGCGAUCUGAUCAUAUUCUAGAGAGGUGCUUGUUGGCUUGAGUUGAUGCUAUUAUUUUCUGAUUUGGUACCUAGCUAAAUGCUAAGACUGGAUCUGUACUUCUUCAGCUUCGUAGCUAACUAGACACUGUAGGUCCGUGGUACUCUGUUUUAGUAUCUUAUUUUUCGGCUAAGCAGUUGUGUAUUACAACUUGCUAGUUGUAUUACACCCUUAUAGGCUAGCUGGCAUAUUUUUGUGUUCUGCCGCAGAUGACUUUUGUUCAGAGAAAAUGCCAACAGCAAGGAUGACUUUGAUGUUGGCUGGUACAGUGACUGUUUGCAUACUUCUGGUUGGCUCAGUGGAGAGUGCCCCUGAGGCAGACCCAUACAAAAUCCUUGGAGUGACUAGGACUGCAAGCCAAGCUGAAAUCAAGAAAGUGUACAAGCGCCUUGCGAAAGAAUGGCAUCCAGAUAAAAACAAAAACCCAGAUGCAGAGGAUAUGUUCAUCAAGAUCACAAAAUCUUAUGAGAUAUUAUCCAAUGAGGAAAAGAGGGCAAACUAUGACCGCUAUGGUCAGACUGACGACACUCAGCCCUAUGGUCAUGGUCACUACGGAAACCGCCCCGACCACUUUUACUUUGACGAGAAUUUCUUCAACUUCCCUUUUAACAAAGGCAGUAGGGACUUUGCCGAUAGCAAGUAUGCACUGCACUUCAAUCAAUAUGUCAACGAUGUGGUGCCUAACAGCUUCAAACGGCCAUACCUGAUCAAGAUCACCUCUGAUUGGUGCUUCAGCUGCAUCCAUAUUGAGCCAGUAUGGAAGGAGGUUGUGCAAGAAUUGGAAACACUGGGUGUGGGUAUUGGGGUGGUGGACGUGGGCUAUGAGAGGCGUCUGGCUAAUCACCUUGGUGCUCAUCGUACCCCAUCUAUACUGGGGCUCAUCAAUGGCAAAGUGACAUUCUUCCACUAUGCAGUUGCCAAGGAACACUUGAGACAGUUUGUUGAGGACCUCCUCCCUCAGAGACUGGUGGAGAAGGUAACAGACAGGAAUGACCUACAGUUCUUGAACAGCUGGCAUGAGCUCAAUAAACCUCAUGUGCUGCUGUUUGACCAAGUACCUGUGGUCCCUCUAUUGUACAAGUUGACUGCAUUUGCCUAUAAGGAUUAUAUGCAGUUUGGAUAUGUGGAUCAGGGCCUGUCAGAGACUGCUAACCUGCUGAAGCAGUUCAACAUCAAUACAUACGCUCCCACCAUCUUGGUUUUCAAGGAGAGUACAGACAAGCCAGCAGACAUUAUACAGGCUAAAGGGAUGAAAAAGCAGAUUAUUGAUGAGUUCAUGUCAAACAACAAGUUUCUUCUCGUCCCUCGAUUGGUCAACCAGAAGUUCUUUGAUGAGCUAUGUCCUGUCAAACAGUUCCACAGACGGCGGAAAUACUGUGUCCUGUUGAUCACUGGUGAGGAGGAGAGUUUUGCUGCUGGCCACCAGGCCUUCCUGUCCUUCGCCUCCACCAACAACAGGGAGGUGGUGAGGUUUGCCUACGUUUACCAGCAGCUACAGCAACCACUGUGCGAUAUCCUCCUCAAGAAAGAGGGCACACCACCUCCACAGGUCCUGAUACUGGAGAGGCGCAAUGCUGCAGGGAAGGUCUUGUAUAAGCCAGUGACUGGAGGCUGGAACGGCAGUGAGGAGGACAAGCAGCGUCUACUGGACGAGCUGGAGCGCCUGCAGAAGGACCCGUCCAUCCUCAACUACGACGCCAUGCUGCCAGAGCUCAACAACGAGUUUGCCUCGAUGUUUCUGAUCCGAUGGAUAUAUGCAUCCUAUGACUACCUCUCUGAAAUCAUAGAUGAUAUUCUUCACAAUAAUUGGCGUGAGAUGAUGCCCCUCUUGUCUCUUAUCUUUUCUGCUUUAUUCAUCCUGUUUGGUACUGUGGUCAUCCAGGCCUUCAGUGACUCGAGUGAAGACAAACCAAAGACGAAAGACGCAACAAAGUCAGAAAAUGGGUCACCGGGAAGCAAUAGUACCUCAAGCCGACCUCCCAAGAAGAACUUUGUGGAGGUGACUGAGCUGACGGACAUUACGUACACCAGUAACCUGGUAAAGCUGAGGCCAGGACACAUCAACGUGGUGCUGGUCCUCACAGACACCACCAAGAACAUCCUGCUCAGCAAGUUUGCCAAAGAGGUCUACUCCUUCACAGGGAGCCUGACUCUGCACUUCUCUUUCCUGAAUGUGGACAAGCACAGCGAGUGGAUGGCAACACUGCUGGAAUACGCCCAGGACACGAUGCAGAUCGACGAGGACGACAGCGCCAGCCACAAGGUCGACUACACAGGCUACGUACUUGCCCUGAACGGCCACAAGAAGUACCUCUGCCUCUUCAAGCCCGUCUACACUGGGGAGGACCUGGACGGGAAGUCCUCCGAGGACGAAGGGGGCUCCACGGGGCGGAGGUCUCGACCCGGCUCCCGGGAAGACCACCCACCACGAAGGUCUGCUGCCCGGUCGCGCUCCACCUCCACGCUGCAGAUCCACCACAAGCUGGACCGGCUAGGGCUGUGGAUGGAGAGGCUGAUGGAAGGCACCUUGCCACGCUACUACAUCCCUGCAUGGCCGGGACUGGACAAGAUUACAGCAAACAAGUAAAGGGUCACAUGACUUUGGCCAAUGAACAUUCUAAAAUAUGAAUGAAGAGACAUACUUGUACACAUUUGAACUAGAUGCCAAUAUGUCCUCAUAGCAGUGUUUCUGCUGUGAGAGUGUGAUACUUGGGACAUUUUUAAUCCAGUACGCAUGUAUGUUAUUUUCGAUGGAGACCACCAAUCAGUCUUCAUACAUCAACUUGUCUCAUAUUCUGCUGGAGCUAGAACUGCCUUUUUGCACCGGGAUAGGCUAUUUAUUGGUUGCAUAUGCUUGGAAAGUACAGCAAGGUCAAUUAGACCAGAUACCAUGACUGUUUGACAGUGAAUCAGUGUCUCCGGAU
Hypomesus transpacificus is the source of this 3119-nucleotide messenger RNA. RefSeq names its product DnaJ (Hsp40) homolog, subfamily C, member 16 (gene dnajc16). The transcript is spliced from 15 exons. NCBI's taxonomy places the organism in Eukaryota, Metazoa, Chordata, Actinopteri, Osmeriformes, Osmeridae. Bases 425 to 2782 code for a protein of 785 amino acids. The record is from RefSeq and is a predicted model, not a curated record.